Molecule: messenger RNA, 350 nt
Organism: Phytophthora nicotianae INRA-310
Lineage: Eukaryota; Oomycota; Peronosporomycetes; Peronosporales; Peronosporaceae
Exons: 1
Coding region: 72-350 (92 amino acids)
Source: RefSeq, a predicted model, not a curated record
CUACAGUAGUGUACAAGACCAGAGCGACGAACGUUUCCGAAGCCGGGAAGAGAAGCUCGUACUGUAACAACAUGCCGGAGGUGCCUCUGGCUGACCAGCGCGUUGAUGGCCACUGCCCCUCUGAGCGUGGGGAACGGGGACCCUCUAAGCCGAUUUGCCGCUCGUACUGUACUGGAGACAAACGAUCCUGCACGCAGCAUGAAGACGGCGGCAUGCCGCCCUCCAGCUGGACUGUGGCAAUUGCCGCCGCUAUUAGCACAUGUACUGAUCAACUUGGCGACUGCAUCACGCUGCUGCUGUUGCCUUGGAACAAAGGUUUCGCGUUUCUGUGCAGCUUCACCUUCUGCUGA